Molecule: messenger RNA, 1176 nt
Organism: Colletotrichum truncatum
Lineage: Eukaryota; Fungi; Ascomycota; Sordariomycetes; Glomerellales; Glomerellaceae
Product: dual specificity catalytic domain containing protein
Biological process (GO): negative regulation of MAPK cascade; protein dephosphorylation
Molecular function (GO): MAP kinase tyrosine/serine/threonine phosphatase activity; protein tyrosine/threonine phosphatase activity; MAP kinase tyrosine phosphatase activity
Source: RefSeq, a predicted model, not a curated record
AUGUCACACGAAAAGGCCAAGCAGGCCCCAUCAACAGAAUGGAGCGACCUCUUCUCUAUAAACCGGUCAUAUGAACCGACUUCGUACAAGGCUCUCGACAACCUUGACCGCAAACCCACUCUCGCGUUCCUGCAUCGGCUGUUUUGGGAUGAGAUCCGAGCAUGGACGCAGAACGACGCGACGGAGAUGUCCCGGAUCACCCACCCUGACCUGAACAGCCCAGGGAAGAUUUACAUUGGGGGUAUGAACCAUGCGCUGAACGAGGAGAUUCUUAUCGAGCACGACAUACGAGCCGUCAUCACAAUACACCCCAAGGACUCACUGGCGUGGGACAAGACGGAUCCGCGAGGCGGCUUACGUAGGUUUUUCGCAAAAGGCGCGAGCGUGGUUGAGUGGCCGCUCAUUAUCCCGCUUGAGGAUAAUGCCAACUCAAACUUGAUCGACCACUUUGAUGAGACGAACGAAUUCAUCAAACGGCACUCUGCGGAGGGCAGAAACAUUCUAAUCCAUUGCAAGUCGGGCAGGUCGCGUUCCGUCGCGGUGUUGAUCGCGUACCUGCAACGCAAAUUCUACGACGAGACGCUCAAGUCCGUCGGCAGCAUUGACGAGGCGAGGAGCAGAAUGCGGAAGUACCGCGAGGCUGCCACGGAGUCUAUCCGCAGCCAGAGGUUGCCUGUCGUCGUCAUCAUGGAGCGUUUCCAGGACCUGCUGGCGCUCUACGACCUCCAGCUCAUCGGGCAUCCAGACUACGAGAUGGAGAAGAAAGCACUGUUCCCGGCUCCCAUGUCCGCCGUGCGGAUGAUGCCGUCGCGGGUGGACUCCAUUCUCAAGGACCCCACGGAGGGCAAGUCGCCCCUCACAACAACAAUCACGAAUCCCAAGGUCGUGCAGACCAAGGGCGGCGCCGCGGUGCUCAAGAUCUGCGUCGCGUGGGUGUUCUUCACGAACAACCAGAAGCCGACGGAGGCGGUAAUCCACCAGUUCUUCGAGAUCAACGAGGCGUACUUUUACGAGCUCGAGGGGCUGGAGUACAAGGGGCGGUCGUACGUGGGUUCCAAGCACGCUUGUCCCGGGCUGGUGAAGUUCUGUUUGGAAUAUGCUAGGGGUGAACACAAGCUUACGCUACCGAGGCACACGGAAGAACAUGCCGAUUUGGUGGUUUCAAAGGCGCAGUGA